Paramecium octaurelia is the source of this 445-nucleotide messenger RNA. The record is from the annotation of a GenBank genome assembly. NCBI's taxonomy places the organism in Eukaryota, Ciliophora, Oligohymenophorea, Peniculida, Parameciidae.
AUGGACGAAGCAAACUAUAUCAAUUAGUUUAUCUUAAAUGAGGGAAUUGAUGAGUAUAAUCAAGAAUAUCAUUUUAGAUUGCCAUCACACCAUGUUGAAGAGGAAUCUUUAGAACAUUUAUACUAUUCCAUGAUGUAAUGGCAAUCAACUUAUGAUUAGAAGGAUUCCAAUAAAAACUUAGCUUAGAAAAGGAGGAUCAAUGAUAUGAGGUAUUAUCAACUAUAUGUUUGUAUCUUCUCUAGAUUCUCCGAUCUGGAAGAUUAGAGAAUUUUAGAAUUGGUUAUAUAACUUGGUCCCAACUUCAAUAAAAUAGUAAAGUAUUUCCCAGGGAAAACAAUGAAUAUGAUCAAGAAUAGAUACUAUAAAAAGUUAAGAUUCAACAAGGAAUACUAUUUGGGUGAUAAAUAGAAGAGUAAAACAAAAAAGAACAAAUGAAAGAGUGCCA